AGGUUGAUAAAGAGUGGCAAGGACUUGAUGAGAAUGUUGCCCAUGUCCCCUUCUUCGUGGAGCGCUACUCUGAGGCUGAAAUGAUUAAAAGGUCACAGAUGUUUUACGAGCUUCUUAAUAAGAGGAGAUCUGUCAGAUUUCUCAGUGAUGAGCCAGUCCCCAAGGAGGUUAUCGAUAAUGUCAUCAGAACAGCAGGUACUUCACCCAGUGGAGCGCACACCGAGCCCUGGACCUUCGUGGUAGUGCAAGAUCCAUAUUUAAAACACAAGAUUCGUGAGAUCGUAGAAGAAGAAGAAGAAAUCAACUACAAAAAAAGGAUGGGAGACAGAUGGGUUAAUGAUCUGAAAAGACUGAGAACAAACUGGAUCAAAGAGUACUUGGACACUGCUCCCUAUCUGAUCCUUGUUUUCAAGCAGGUAUAUGGGCGGCUUCCAAAUGGCAAAAAGAAGACCCAUUACUACAAUGAAAUCAGUGUUUCUAUUGCAUGUGGUAUCCUGCUUGCUGCACUCCAGAAUGUGGGGCUGUACACAGUGACCUCCACACCCCUCAACUGCGGCCCCCAACUCCGGGUGCUGCUCCAGCGCCCAGCAAACGAGAAGCUACUCUUGCUGCUCCCCGUUGGCUAUCCCAAGAAGGAUGCUACCGUGCCUGCGCUGACCCGAAAGCCACUGGAAGACAUUAUGGUGGUGAUGUGA
Molecule: messenger RNA, 695 nt
Organism: Pterocles gutturalis (yellow-throated sandgrouse)
Lineage: Eukaryota; Metazoa; Chordata; Aves; Pterocliformes; Pteroclidae
Gene: IYD
Product: iodotyrosine deiodinase
Exons: 4
Molecular function (GO): oxidoreductase activity
Source: RefSeq, a predicted model, not a curated record